This is a messenger RNA of Danio rerio (zebrafish), 3535 nucleotides long. RefSeq names its product component of oligomeric golgi complex 7 (gene cog7). Gene Ontology annotation, biological process: intracellular protein transport. Gene Ontology annotation, cellular component: Golgi membrane; COG complex. Lineage: Eukaryota; Metazoa; Chordata; Actinopteri; Cypriniformes; Danionidae. The record is from RefSeq and is marked provisional.
AAACACUACAGCAAACAUUAAUCUCAGAAAGACAAUUUAUCUUUCUAUCGCACUGAGUUAACGCUGGAGGAAGCCAUCGCGCUGUUUGAACUGUAUCUCGUGGUCAUGAUCAUUUCUUUUUCGUGGGCUGUUUAUUUCAUGUUCGUGUCUAAAGCGGCUGUGGGCAAGAAUUAUGGAAUAGACUGGUGAAGGUCUGACGGGGAGUUUCAGACUGAGGUAAAGUUGCUGGUCAUGAAGCUGCAGCUCUUCAUUCAGGAGGUCAAUAACUCUAUAGAGGAGAGCAGUAAUCAGGCUCUGCAGAAUAUGCCGCGUGUACUGAGAGAUAUUGAGGCUCUAAAACAAGAGGCAUCAUUUCUGAAGGAUCAGAUGAUUCUGGUUAAAGAGGACAUCAAGAAAUUUGAGCAGGACACAGUGCAGUCUAUGCAGGUGCUGGUGGAGAUUGACCAGGUGAAGUCUCGCAUGCAGCUGGCAGCAGAAGCGCUGCAGGAGGCCGAUAAGUGGAGCACACUCAGUGCUGACAUCGAGGAGACCUUUAAAACACAGGACGUGGCUGUAAUCAGCAGUAAACUGACCGCCAUGCAGGGUAGUUUGGCGAUGUUGGUGGACACACCGGACUACAGUGAGAAGUGUGUUCAGCUGGAGGCCCUGAAGAACCGCCUGGAGGCUCUGACCAGCACACAAAUUGUCUCCACUUUCAACUCUCUUGCCACAGAUCAAGCAAAGCUUUUUGUUAGAGUUUUUACCGAGAUGGACAGAAUGCCUCAGUUACUGGCUUACUACUACAAGUGCCACAAGGCCCAGUUGUUGACUGUGUGGGAAAGCAUCUGUCAGUCAGACGCUCCUCUGAAACAGCAGCUCUCAGAGUUUUACGACACACUUCUGUCCACAUGGCACACACAGCUUCAGUGGAGCAGCCAGGUCUUCAGGAACCCGUGUGAAGUGCUCACAGUGCUGAUGAUCCAGACGCUGGGGGCGAUGGUGCCUUCAAUCCCAGACUGCAUUGCUGAGACUCUGAAGCGCUGCUCUGGAGACUGCCGUCUGGACGUGUUGCUGGAGCUUCAUCAGACGGCAGCAAACUUCAGCCGCAGCCUGGAGGCGGCCAUGCAGCCGCAGCUCGGCGAGUGUAACCUCCUGAAGGUGGCAGAGCUGGUGUCGUGUGUUUAUUCACCUUAUAAGACUUACCAGAUUCAGUACGGAGGCCUGGAAGAGACAAACCUGCUGAUCCAGCUCAGUGCUGUUCCACUGGAGCGUGGUGAGGUUCUGGACUGUGUAUUAGAGCUCACACACUCGGUUCAGAAGGUGUUUGGUUUGGCGGCGGCUGCUGUGGAUCGCUGUGUGAAGUUCACGGAUGGUCUCGCUGUGUGUGGGCUCAUCAAAGCCCUGCGCGCGCUCUUCAACAAGUACGUCUCAGACUUUUCUGUCACCCUUCAGUCAAUAAGGAAGAAGUACAAGCUAGAGGACACGCCCACUUCUGAGGUGUUUACUGAAGAUUGGACAGCUUUUCAGAACUCUGUCAGAAUCAUCGCCACCUGUGGAGAGCUGCUGAGACAGUGUGGAGCAUUUGAACAGCAGCUCUCAAACAAGAUCCUGGGGAGGGCGGGGCGUUUCCUGUGGGAGGGGUUUAAUCCCAGGAGUCUCACUGGUCUGCAAGAGGGUGUGGCUGAAAGGAGGAGCCAGAAGAACCCCUGGCAGGAGUACAAUUACCUGCAGCAGAGCAACACAGCAGAGUACAAUAACCUGCUGGAGACGCUGCACUCACUCAAGGAGAAAGGAACAGGAAACUCCAGCUUAUUGGCCGAGACUCGCGCCGCUCUGACGCGUCUAAACCAACAAGCCAAUCAGCUCGCCUUCGACUCUGUGUUCUUGCAAAUCAAACAGCAGCUUUUCCUCCUCAACAAACCAGAGGCUCGCGGCUCUGCUAGUUUGGGUGAAACGCUAACAGAUGAUCUUCCGGCCUUCAGUCUGUCACCGCAGGAGUACAUCACUAAUAUCGGUCAGUACAUCAUGUCUCUGCCUCUGCAUUUGGAGCCGUUCGUGACUCAGGAGGAUCCGGCUCUGGAACUGGCCUUACACACCGGCAAACUGCCUUACCCUCCAGAACAAGGUGAUGAUGUCCCAGAACUGGAAAACACUGCUGAUUAUUGGCUGGGUUCAAUCGCCAGAGCCACCAUGCAGACGUACUGCGACGUGAUCCUGCAGCUUCCAGAACUCAGCGCUCAUCACACCAAACAGCUCGCCACUGACAUCGAUUACCUGAGUAACGUGAUGGAUGCACUGGGUCUGCAGACCUCCAGGACCCUUCAGAAUAUUGUUACUCUUCUCCGUGUCAAACCGGACGAGUAUCGGCAGACGGCAAAAACACUACCCCGAAGAUUAAGUGCCACCAUCGCCAACAUCAGAGGCCUGGAGUACUGAAGAAACAUCUAUACUACUCAACUUCUGAAGCAGAUCAAAACCUUCAGUUAAAGUAGUUCUAAAACUAUUAAACAGCCAUUUUUACCUGGGGACAGUUUUGAAAAACUCUAUUGAUCCGCUUUAAAUGUUGACUAGUGUAUAUAAACGCCACUAAACAUUGGGCAUGUUUUAACCCGUUUUAAAAGAGGUUUAAGAGGGAUCGUUCACCCUAAAAUGAAAAUUAACUCACUAUUUACUCUCUCUCAAGUAGUUUCAAACCUUCACGAGUUUCUUUUUUCUGUCAAACACAAAAAGAAGAUAUUUUGAAGAAUGCUUGAAACCUGUAACCUGUUAUUAACUUUCAUUGGUAUUAGAUUUUUAUUCUAAUAUGGAAGUCAGUGGUUUCAAGCAUUCUUCAAAGUAUUUUCUUUUGUGUUCAUGUUUUAUUCACUUGAGUGAGAAAACAAAAUGAAGUAGCUUUAUAAAAAAAUGCUUACAAAGUUGUAAAAAUGUUGAACACAAAAAAAAGUUAUUUUGAAGAAUGCUGAAAACCGGUUACAACAAACUUCCAUAGUAGAAAUACAAAUACUAUUGAAGCCGAUGGUUACAGGUUUCAAGCAUUCUUCAAAAUAUCUUUUGUGCUCAACUGGAUAAACUCAAACAGGUUUGGAGCAAGUAAAUGAUAGCUGAAUUCAAUUUGUGUGUGAACUAUCCCUUUAAAGGGAAAUAAUAUUAUAGACUUGGGUUUAAUCAUGCGGUAAAGAACGUGUGCCGGAAUUUCUUCCUUACUGAAAGUGUGUCAUUAUGGGGUCAGUUGUUGAAAUAUUUAUUUUUGUGUUGUUUUGGAUGUUUGUUUGCCAUUUGGAGGAAGAAUCAAUAACGAACAUCAGAGCUCUUGUGUUUCUGGCUAACCUUUUGCAUCUUUUUGAUUGUUUAUUGUAAUCUUUAUUGACAUGGGGAGAGUUUCAUACCGCACUUAAAUACAUUAAUGAAGUGGUUUUAUUAACAAAAUAAAGCUUGCGGACUGAUUUAAGGGAUUUGUUUUAUGUGCGUCACAAUCAAUAAUCAGUUUUGAAAUGUGUGGAUAAAUAUAUAUUUUUUUGCUUUAAUGUUAUAUGAGUUAUUAAAUCUGAACAUAUGC